AUGCGGCGCGCGGAGCGGCGGGCGGGCGCUGACCCCGCGGCCCGGCCCAGCGCGCAGGAACCUCGGCCCGGGCCCGAGCGGACCCCGGCCCGGGCCGGCGACCGGGACCUGCGGGCGGCCGGGGCCCCGCCGGCGGGGAGCCUGGCGCCCGACUGGGCCCCCCGGGCGUUCCCCGUGAGGGUGCUGCUGGAGGACACCGGCGAGAUGUUCCGAGUGACCGACUGCCGCCGGGACAUGACCGUGCGGGAGCUCAAGGAGGAGCUGGACCUGCUCGCGGGCAUCCCCUCCAACCUGCAGAGGCUCCAGUACCUGGACCAAGGAAUACUGAUGGAUGACACUACGCUCAAGUUUCAUGACGUGGUUCCUGGCGGAGUUAUCUCUCUGUGCGUCUGGCACUAUGAUGGAUGGACGGAGCUGGUCAUGGCGGCCGUGGAAGGGGAUCCUGCUAAGCUCUGCGGGCUUGGUGUGGUCGAGGGCUCCUAUUUCCGAACGGCCAACUCACGGCACUUUGAAGAGGGGCAGUGGCGCAGAUGGAUAGCCCAGCGGGCCUUCGUGGCCUUGUACGUCUCUUCCCACAGAGGCCACUUGGAAGCUGUGCAGUACCUUCUAGAAAAGGGCUCCGUGCUACGUGCUGGGGAUGAAAACAGCAGCCGUCCAAGAGCCAACUGUCUGGGCAAGACCCCCAUGGGCAGGACGCCCCUGCACGUGGCCGCGGCCAUGGGCCGGCUGGACUGCAUCACCCUGCUGCUCAGCUACGGGGCCUCCACCAGCAUCAAGGACGCCAGGGGUGAGAGCCCCUUGUCCCUGGCCCGCCGGCUGGACCGCAAGCACAGCGAGCGCAGCAUGUUUCUCUUCCACUGGAAGGCCAAGAUGGCGGGGAGGGACCUGUCGCAGCUGCUCAGGGACACCGAGUUCCAGAAAGCCAAGUCUGGGCUCAGCAUCAAGAAGCUCAAAACUUAGCUCCCGCUCGGGGUGUCUGCAUGUGAGAGCUCAUGUGGGUAACUUUUCAGGGUUCAAACCCACGGUCCCUGGGUGGGUGGGGAGGCAGGAAAACACAGCUACGAAUCUGACUCAGAUACUGAAUUAUCUGUCCUGUUUGCAAGUGGCUUUGGAGGGUGUGGACGGAAGGAGGUGUGUGUGUUCCUUUAGCUGCAUUACGGACCUAGCGGGCCUCCAAGCCAGCCUUGAGAUCUGGGCUCUUGUGUGUUGCACCCAAUAACGCUGCUGGGGUAAGGGAGCCUGGCCCCACGCUCCCUUCUGGGGCCCGGCUGCUGCGCUGGAACCAGGUGGUGAUGGGAAUGGCGCCCUUGUGACGUGCAGUGGGGGCCAGCAGGUGCCAGGAGGUCGUGAGCAGUGAGCAGUGUGGGCUGUGGAUCUGUUUGUGAAACUCAUGGAACUAAAAGCUCCGGCUGGUGAGUUCCAGAAGUUUUCUGGAGCCGCCUUUGAAGGGCCUGCUUCUUGAGUUGGGGUGAGGAGCAGGGGAGAAGUUUGCUUCUCCAAACAUGAGUGUUUGUUGCUCUUGUGGAAAGGUGAGGAGUAGGGUGCUGGGUUUGGAGGAGAUGGAGUAAAAGAUGAUAAUGAGCUUGCAGAAGAGGGCAUCACCUGCCCCUUCUGUGCUUUGGUCCCAUCCACAGUGGUCUAAACAGCCCCCUCUCCCGGCUUCUACCUUUUCCUGCUAGAACUAGGGGAGCCAUUGUCUUUCCUCUUGGGCCGAGUCUGUGCCCACUUAUAGCUCUGAACCUCACCAAAGCUGCAGAUCCUCAGGGCCAGGCCUGCCUUACAGCAGGUGAGUGAGGAGAGUGUGAGAGACAAGAGGGAGGGGUGGGGACUGGAGCAAACAGAUGUGCACAGCCCUGUCUGAAGUCCAUUAGCCGAAUGCCAGCUGCUACAUGUUUCCAGGGCUUUCCAGAGUGAAAAAUCUGGCUUUUUUAUGUAACCUCUGAUUUUUAAGUGCUGGUCAGAAGUUUUUAAUAUUGUGGUCUGGUGCAAAAAGGAGCGGGGAGGGUUGAGGCACAGCUGGGGACUGCCUGUCAUUGUCAGACUCUUUUCCUUCCUUUCACGAGGAAAGUGAAGACAUAAGCUGAGUCUCACAGGACUCUGAGGCCAUGCGGGUCUCGCCGGCCUGCGUAGGGAUGGGCCAUUCCAGCCCCCACGACCCAUUGCUUGCUGACGCCCUAUAUGCUGACACAACUUCCGGAGCCCGCUCCUUAAGUGAUGGGAAGUGGUACUGUACCCUGGCCGCCCUUCUUUCCGACUUACAGCUCAGGAACAGGAUUUGGCUU
Molecule: messenger RNA, 2282 nt
Organism: Talpa occidentalis (Iberian mole)
Lineage: Eukaryota; Metazoa; Chordata; Mammalia; Eulipotyphla; Talpidae
Gene: ANKRD60
Product: ankyrin repeat domain 60
Exons: 5
Coding region: 1-960 (319 amino acids)
Molecular function (GO): protein binding
Source: RefSeq, a predicted model, not a curated record